CAACAAACACUUUUCAAAAGGAAUAAGUGCGUGAAGCCCCGGAGCUGUUCCGGAGCUCCUCUCAGGUGUGAAAGGAAUACAACUAAUUACAAAUGUGUCACCUCACCUGUGAAUUGUCUGUGGUGCUGUGGGACUGUGGUACAUCCGCCACCAAUGAACUAUAACCAAAAACUGGAAUGCUAACACAUAAGGACGAACGUGAAGCCUAGUGCGGCUGCUGCGGAGGGGAUACCUGUUUUUGUCGCACUCAUUAUGUUAAAUGACGAAAAUUGCUUCCAACACGUAUUCCAAUUGAUAAAACCUGUGAAGGGAAAUAUGACAAAACUUUCGAAAACGUCAUAUGUCAGCGAGCAACAGAAAAAAACAACAUUCCCCUUUGUGGCAUCUGUCUUUCAUGGCUUCAUUUUUGUGGCAGAUAUGGCAAUGUGUGCACAUUCCAGUUUUUAGCUAUAGUUCAUUGUCCGCCACAGGACUUUUUUUUCAGUCUCCAGUCUCAACUCUUUGGCUAAUUAGUUAUUAAGGUUCUGUUUUUGUACAGUUUUUUUUUUUAAUAUUAGAAAACAAUGGACCCGAUAGAAAAGCUAAUUACCGAAAAGCUAUAUAAGUUAGUCACUUCAGAAUAUUGUGAAUUAUGUGAUGUCGAGAUUGUUAAUGAGAUAACCAAAAGAGAUCAUUACAAUGGAAGAAGGCACUAUAAAAAUCUAGAGUGGUUUCGAGAAGAGGAAAGAUAUCGCCUUUCUCAUCAAAAAAUUAACCAUGAGACUCCAACGCAAUCUAUUGAAAAUACAAAACUAUAUUGCAAAUCUUGCAACAAAACAGUUGGUUCACAAGAUGAGCUUUUAAAACAUAAUGGUACCGAAGCGCAUCAGAUAAAUGUAGCUUGCUAUUGUGAGUUUUGUUCCAUUUAUACCUCAUCCAAAAAUAACAUGUGGCAACAUUUGAGAGGCGAACAACAUAAAAAAAAACUCAUAGAAGGAUGUUUUCCUAUUGAUGGAGAAUACAGUUCCUCUCGAGAUUCUUUAUCAAAUGUGCUGCAAAAUCUGAUGCUGAUUGAUAUUUGUAAAAUUUGUAAUUUACAACUUCCAAAUAUCCAACGAUAUAAAACUCAUUACAGUAGUGAAAGCCAUGAAACAGCAGUUAAGCAAUGGUUACAGCGCAAUCAAGACAGUGUAAACCAGCCAAAGCCAGUGAAAAAAGUUACUGAUGAGACCAAAUCUGAGGAAAAAGCUAAUAAUGAAACUGUAGAAACAAAUGUGAUGCAUUAUUGUUUCAUCUGUAAGUUGCAGUUUCCUUCUAAGGACAGACACCAACAUGUAAAUAGCUUUCCUCAUUCGAUUUUGUACAAAGAAAAACAAGAAUUGCUAAAAAAAGGCAUCAGUGAAGUAUAUUUGGAAGAAAGUCAGGGUUCCAUAGUGUGUACACUUUGCAGCAUAACACUUUAUAAUUUCCCGAUUGUUAUAGACCACACUAAUCGCUCAAAACAUAUCAUAAACUAUCUCAAAUGGCAUGGCACUGCCAAAAGAGUAACUCAAGAUUCAAAAAUUAAGCAUUUUUACUGCAAAGUUUGUAAUAAAGAGUUAGAUGGAACCAGUUAUGCUGAUCGACACUACGAGGAAGAAUCGCACAUCAAGAACCUUGACAAAAUAGGUGAGGUUUCUAAUGCAACUUCUGAGAUUUUGGAAUUACAAAAUAAAAGCACGCAGCUUCACGCGAAAGAAGUUUCAUCAAAGGACAUACUAGUUGUUACCCCAUGGCCUCCAAAGUUCCCAGAUCUUAUUAAACCCAAAAAUUGUACAGAUGUCAUUGAUAAGGAUUCAUCAGCACCACCAGCAGAGGCAGCAUUAAAAUCAUCUUCUACUACAACCAAUAAAGAUGAUGAUAAAACAAACAAGGCUGAUAAAAAUGAUCAAAUAGUUGUAACUUCUACAAAUUACUCAGAAUUCUCAUGUUAUAUUUGUGAUGUUUUAUUAUCAUCAAAAAAAGAAAACGACUUACAUAGGCAAAGUUUUCAACAUUCAGCUCUAAGUGAAGAAAAGGAAAGGUUAUUGAAAGAAGGAAUUCUUGAUGAAUAUUUGACAGCCACUGUGGAUGGCGUCAUGUGCGAACUGUGUUCUGUUAUCCUUUGCAAUCCAAUCGGCCUCAACCAGCACAAAAAUGGCCUGAAACAUUCCAAUGAAUAUUUCAAAUGGCGUUUAAAUUCCAAGAAAGUAACUAGUGAGUCUGAAACUGAACCUUUCCAUUGCAAAGAUCCUGAUGAAACCAGUAGUUAUGGUCAACAUUAUACCAAUAAAUAUCAUUCCGAGACUGACAUCUUUUCCCAAAAAUGCAACAAUUCCAAUAUAACAGAAGAAUUACACAAUAAAAGCCCUUUACAUUUAGAAAACGAGCAGAAAAACAACCCAAAAUCAGAUUCACUGACGAUAUCAUAUACAGAUUUUGUAACACUUUUAAGUACAACCUUUUAUGGUAAUAGCAAUAAACCUGAAGAAAAAAGUGAAAACCUUUCCAUUUCAACAACUGAACCUAAAGAAAAUGAAAACCUCAAACACAAAGUAUUGGAGGAGCUUAAAAAAUUAGUGCAAAAAUUAUAUUAUUCUGAACAAGUACCAUACGAUUUUAGCUUUAAAUACUUGCAAAAAAUUAAUAAGGAAGUUGAUGAAAUUAUUGAAAAUAAGGAAAAACAAGACUUUCCUAUUGAACUGGAUAAUGAAAAUGAAAUUGCGUUCGAUAACGAAUAUUAUAAUUAUUAUUGUGAAAAAUCUGAAGCAGUUGAUUCGGACACUGUGCUAGAAGAAGAAUUUAAUAAUGAUGAUUUUAAUAAAAAAACAGAUAAAACAAGCUUUGAAGAUUUACCUCCGCAAACACAAUACAUUCCAGAUUUACUAAACGAAAUAAUUGAUAGAAAACAAGAAGUCGUUGAAACGGUUGAAAAAGAGGUUUUGAAUGAAAUUGAAUGUUUGCUCAAAAGAAUUGAUAAUAUUGAAGAGGAACCGGUAUUGGAAGAAAUUUUAGAAAGCUUGAAAGGUUUCAAUGAUGAAUUAGAGUCUGUUGUAAAUAUACAAGAGAUUAAUUCUUGUGUUAAAAAAAAGGUUGAUGAAAACAAUGUAGAAAAACCAAGUGAGUCAAAUUCUAAAACUAGCAAACUCCAAGAAAUGGAAAACUCUACAAAGUACUAUCCAGUUCUUAAAACUAUCUUGGAUUAUGGGCUUUAUAGAUUUUUACCAACUAGAUUCAAUAAUUGACCAUUGCAGUGAUUAACAAGUAAAUAUUUAUAAUAAUUAUUUUACUUAAUCUUAAAUAGUUUUUAGAUUAGGUAAAACAAAUUGAUAAAUGAUUCUUGAUAUAACAAUGCUGUAUUAGAAACAUUCCCUGUGUAGUUGAUGAUUUUAGUCUUAAGAUAAUAAUGCUUGAAAUAAUUUUAAUGAAAACGUUACUUUAGAAGAAUGAACACUCAACAAUUAUUAUGAUUUUUACUAUGAUAUAUUUUGUUUUGUUGUUUUUUCUAUUUUUUUCUAUUUAGGUUUAAGAGAAAAACCUCCUAGAUAUAAUUUUUUUUUUGUACCUAUUCCAUUUUUACUAUUGUUUUAUAAAUAUAAUUUUUAAAUAAAAUAAUGAAUAUAAAAGUUAAUAGAAUUCCAGAAUUAUCGAAGGUUUCAGGAUUACCGGAUAAUACUUUUACCUGUCACGAAACGCGUUACACAGUGUAGCAAAACGCCCCAAGUGCUCUUAGUAGAGUGCCACAGCGCGUAAAAGUAGCUUAGUUUUUAUUCCCGUAGGCACUUUUUGCCUAACAGAGUUUGACCUUGGAAAUG
This is a messenger RNA of Ceutorhynchus assimilis (cabbage seed weevil), 3812 nucleotides long. The record is from the annotation of a GenBank genome assembly. Lineage: Eukaryota; Metazoa; Arthropoda; Insecta; Coleoptera; Curculionidae.